CGUCACAAUCUUUCCCAAAUAUCCAACACAGGGACGGCGUCAGUCAUCGACAAAACCUCUCCGUCCGGGGAGACUGCUCAGCCCUCCUCACCUCCACCUCCGCUUCCUCAGUCGCCUGAUCAAAAGGCCCCGCAGUUAGAAGAAGGUCAAAGGCUGGACUCGGGCACUCUCAAUCUCACCAGCAUGUACUCCUCGUCAACCCCAUCGGUGCCUCCACCAUCCUCCACCCCCCACCCGUCGCAACAAGGACCACAAGGAUUCUCCCCUCUUUUCAAUAAAUUCGAAAUGGACAGGCAAAGUUCUGCAAGGACUGUCAAUCCUCGACGCAGGCCAGGACGUGGGCCUCCGCCUCCCAAGACCACCCUGGCGGCUGUGCUUAUGCUGGUGACAGGCACGAUAUUAUUGUGCACGGGACUAGGGAUCCGGUGGCAUACCGACCCGAAGGAAAAGGAGCGAGGUCUGGCCAUGAUCAUCUUGGGGAGCUUGCUCUUUAUUCCGGGUAGCUACGCAUCAUUUCAAUUGUUUGGAGCGUGGGCGGGCUGGCCCGGGUAUUCAUACGCAUAUAUUCCUUCUUAUGACGACUGAGGGGAGCGAUUUGUAGGGAACAAAGCAGGUGCAAAGGAUAAGCAGAUGAGUCGGUGGAAUUUAAACGAAAGGCUUGCACGAAAAAGAAAAUGAUGAUUGUGGGAUACUCGUCGAACGGGCUGCCGGUAAACCGGCUUCCGUUUUACGCUCGAAGUUAUCGAAGGUCUAAUUCGGCAUCGGAUCCAGGAUUUAACAAGAGAAGAUGAUGGAGGUGAUUUGAAAACAAAGAGAUUAAGAGGGUAAAUGACUGGAUGGUAUGAAAAAGAGACUUUGUGUCAAAGGGUCAAGAGGAGAGGUGGUGUUUCGACGCCCUCGCGGGGACUUACGGCAGAAGAAUUGCGCUGUUAUAUGGUAUGUU
Nannochloropsis gaditana CCMP526 is the source of this 943-nucleotide messenger RNA. RefSeq lists its product as uncharacterized. The transcript has 2 exons. The annotation marks the transcript as partial. The record is from RefSeq and is a predicted model, not a curated record. Gene Ontology annotation, cellular component: endomembrane system.